Messenger RNA from Alligator sinensis (Chinese alligator), 9820 nucleotides. RefSeq names its product La ribonucleoprotein domain family member 1 (gene LARP1). The transcript is spliced from 19 exons. Gene Ontology annotation, molecular function: RNA cap binding. Bases 1938 to 4532 code for a protein of 864 amino acids. Lineage: Eukaryota; Metazoa; Chordata; Crocodylia; Alligatoridae. Gene Ontology annotation, cellular component: cytoplasmic stress granule; cytosol. Gene Ontology annotation, biological process: positive regulation of translation; mRNA stabilization. The record is from RefSeq and is a predicted model, not a curated record.
UGCUUCCCCUGUACUACCGGGGCAUAUUGCAUUUUGUGAUUUACUUUCCUUGUGCCCAGUGUGGGUGUACCCCCGGGGGACAGGAGGAGACUGAUGCAUGCUGCAUUCAUGCAGGGUUUGUUUGCAGCCGGUCCCGUAGUCCAAGGGAGAACCGUUCCAGCUCAGUGCAUGGAAGAGAUGAAGCAGGCACUCUAGAAAUCCUUUUGAGGGGCUCAGGAAGGUAAGAAAGGUGACUCUUCCCCGCUCGAAGUUUGCUGGUUCAUAAACCUCUGGUGCAGAGCCCCGCACCGCUGACAAACCGAUUGCCAGCUGAGCGCGAUGCUGAGAUGUUCGUCCAGGAGCGAAGCGGAGCGGGGCUCGGACUAGCCCGAGAGCGCUCCAUCUCAGCGAGGCACGAGCGCAGUUUCUGCAGGCGGGCGUAUUGACAGCUCAGACCAAAUCAGCCUUUGAGAGAGAAGCGGGUCUGCCGGCAGCCUGCGCUUAUGCCUGGGAGGCUUUUCAGCCCAGCCAGCUUUCGGCAGGUGUGGAAGGGCACAGAAGGGAGGGCCUGUCCUUUUUGCAGUGCCACCUCGGAGGAGGGCUCUGGGAUUUCUUUUUCCCCCCCCCUCGCUGCUUUGCAACGGGUCUGUAGCGAAGCGCCCCGUGGGGUGCGAGGUCUGGAAGCGCAGAAUCGAAGGCUCUGCUGGCGUGGGGUUGCAGCCGUCUGGCACGCGGCACGCUCUAUUCCUGUCUGGAGCGCGUCGCCGGUUAAGUAUUUACAGUAAGCGGGUCGGCCGCUUCCGAGGAAGGUGUUGUCGGGUUACACAGCCCCCCGCAGCGCCUGCAGGCGCGGCGGCCGCCCAUUAAAGGGAUUGAAUCUGUGCAGCGCCGCGGGUUUGGCUGUGACCGUCCUGACCCCCCUGGCACUUCGCUCCUGGGCAGCAGUGGCGGCAGCACAGUCAAGCUGAGAAUAUCCCUCCGGACGCCGAUGGAUAACGGGGCUGGGUGGGGAAGCGGUGUUGGCUUUUCCUUGGGUACCGGGUGGAUGAUGGCAGGCGGGCUGUGUCGGGUUCCCUCGUGCUUGCCGGCACCGAGCUCCAAGAAGGGGCUGCAUCUGUGCCUUGUUCCUGGGUCCCCAGCAGCCGCAGCAUCCCUGCCACGUGCAACUUCUGUGCUGCUCGGGCCCUCGGCUUCCCCGAGAUCAGACACGGACUUGAGCUCAGGAUGGAAAGCCCACCCGUGGCGCUGAUGGGGCUUGUGCGUGGACGCAGCGACCGGCUCCAGAAUUGCCCUUCUCUCCAGCCCCUUCUUGCGGGGAAAUAGGAACGGUUUCUCCUGCGUCCUUGUACUGCAAGCACCCGUCCGUCCCCCACCUCCGUCUCCCCCCGGGCCGGCCGGCUCAUGCCACUUGUGCACCGAGUCUGCCGUUCUCAGCAGAAAGGUUGGCCGGCUUUGCACGGGGAGUGGCCGGUUCCCUGGGCCGGGAGAAGGAGGGGGCGGGGGGGCGCCUGAGCAGGUCAUCGCUUUUUAGAACUAAAUAUAGUUGACGGCGCUUUCAUAAGGCAAGGAUUUCUGCGUCACGUGACCGGCUUUAUCCUCCCCUGGCCGUCAGUCAGGCAGCGCGGAUCGUGUAUCUGAAUGGGUAAUAAUUAACUGUUAACUAGCUUUUCAUUAGAGCUUGGUAGAAGCAGGCGGGCAGCGGGUGCCCUCCGCGGAGGGGAAGGCAGGAGCGGAGGCGACUGGCCCCCCACGGCCCCUCUCCGGUCAGGUGUCCCCCCCCCGAAGAGCACUCGACGCCUGCCAAAGUGGUGAGGGCUGCGAACCCGAGACAGCGGAAGGGAAGCAAGGUCGGUGACUUCGGGGAUGCCACAAACUGGCCGACCCCUGGAGAAAUAGCCAACAAGAGUGUCCAGCCGCACAAGCCACAGCCCCUGCGGAAGCUGCCGAUCAAGAAGGACAUGAAGGAGCAGGAGAAGGGGGACGGAAGCGACGGCAAGGAAAACCUGAAGGCCCGAUCGGACGAGUCCGGGGAGGAGAAAAACGGUGACGACGACAACCAGAAGGCGGGCCAGAAGAAGAAGGGCAACAAGCACAGGUGGGUCCCGCUGCAGAUCGACAUGAAGUCGGACGUGUCAAGGGAUAAGACCGCCUCCCGCAACAACCGGCAGAACGAGCAGCACCGACACCCCUCCAACAACCGCGGCGAGCUGAAAGGCUGGCACCCCGACAACAAACACGAGCGGAACUGGACCGACCACGACGAGACCUCCAGCGUGAAGAGCGAGGGCGGCGCCGUGCGAGGAGCUUUCCGGGGAAGAGGCCGUGGCCGGGGCCGCGGCAGGGGCCGGGGCAGAGGAGGUACUCGCUCGCACUUCGACUACCAAUACGGCUACCGGAAAUUCGACGGCUCGGACGGCUCGCGCGCCCAGAAGUACACCAGUAACAUCACCUACUACUUCGACAACAUCAGCAGCACCGAGCUGUACAGCGUGGACCAGGAGCUGCUCAAGGACUACAUCAAGCGCCAGAUCGAAUACUACUUCAGUGUGGACAACCUGGAGCGGGACUUCUUCCUGCGGCGCAAGAUGGACUCGGACGGCUUCCUCCCCAUCACCCUCAUUGCCAGCUUCCACCGGGUGCAGGCCCUGACCACGGACAUCAGCCUCAUCAUUAAGGCGCUGAAGGACAGCAAGGUGGUGGAGAUUGUGGACCAGAAGAUUAGGAGAAAGGAGCAGCCUGAGAAAUGGCCCUUGCCUGGCCCUCCCAUGGCAGACUACACGCAGACCGACUUCUCCCAGCUCAUCAACUGCCCCGAGUUCGUGCCCCGACAGAGUUUCCAGAAGGAGACAGAGUCCGCGCCGGGCUCCCCCCGUGCUGCUAGCCCCGUGCCUACCAAGACGGAGGAGGUCAGCAACCUGAAGACGAUGCCCAAGGGCCUGUCCGCCAGCCUGCCCGACCUGGACUCGGAGACGUGGAUCGAAGUGAAGAAGAGGCCCCGGCCCUCCCCAGCCAGGCCCAAGAAAGCGGAGGAGUCGAAAACGCCGCAGAAGCAGAAGGACCAGGACGAGCCAGAGGAGCUGGACUUCCUGUUCGACGAGGAGAUGGAGCAGAUGGACGGGCGCAAGAACACCUUCACCGACUGGUCGGAUGAGGACUCGGACUACGAGAUCGACGACCGCGACGUCAACAAGAUCCUCAUCGUCACGCAGACGCCCCCCUACCUGCGCCGCCACCCCGGGGGUGACCGGACCGGCAACCACACCUCCCGGGCCAAAAUGAGCUCGGAGCUGGCCAAGGUGAUCAACGACGGGCUGUACUACUAUGAGCAGGACCUGUGGACCGAGCAGUUCGAGCCCGAGUACUCGCAGAUCAAGCAAGAAGUGGAGAACUUCAAGAAGGUGAAUAUGAUCAGCAGGGAGCAGUUUGACACCCUCACCCCAGAGCCCCCGGUCGAUCCGAACCAGGAAGUCCCUCCUGGACCCCCCCGGUUCCAGCAAGUCCCCACCGAUGCGCUGGCCAACAAGCUCUUCGGCGUCCCUGAACCAUCAACCAUUGCCCGGUCUCUGCCAACGACUGUGCCAGAAUCGCCCAACUACCGCAACGCCAGGACGCCCCGCACCCCCCGCACGCCGCAGCUCAAAGACCCGACUCAGACGCCGCGGUUUUACCCGGUCGUGAAAGAGGGCAGGACGAUAGAUGCCAAGACUCCCCGCAAGCGGAAGACGAGACACAGCUCCAACCCUCCCAUGGAGUGCCACGUCGGCUGGGUGAUGGACUCCCGGGAGCACCGGCCACGAACUGCCUCCAUCAGUUCCAGCCCCUCGGAAGGGACCCCGGCCGUGGGGAGCUACGGGUGCACGCCGCAGUCGCUGCCCAAGUUCCAGCAUCCCUCGCACGAGCUGCUCAAGGAGAACGGCUUCACGCAACACGUGUACCACAAGUACCGUCGGCGCUGCCUUAACGAGCGGAAGCGACUGGGCAUCGGUCAGUCCCAGGAGAUGAACACACUCUUCCGGUUCUGGUCGUUCUUCCUCCGCGACCACUUCAACAAGAAGAUGUACGAGGAGUUCAAGCAGCUGGCUGUGGAGGAUGGGAAGGAGGGAUACAGGUAUGGUCUGGAGUGCCUUUUCAGAUACUACAGCUACGGGCUGGAGAAGAAGUUCCGCCCGGACAUCUUCAAGGAUUUCCAAGAAGAAACCAUCAAGGAUUAUGAAGCUGGGCAACUCUACGGGCUUGAAAAGUUCUGGGCCUUCUUGAAAUAUUCCAAAGCCAAAAAUCUGGACAUCGACAGCAAACUGCAAGAAUACCUCAGCAAGUUCAAGCGCCUCGAGGACUUCCGCGUGGACCCGCCCAUGGGGGAGGAAGGCGGGCAGAAGAGAUACCCGUCGACGGCAGGAGGAGACGGGAGGAAGCGCUAUCCAUCCCAGUCUUCUAGCAAGCCGGUCAGCCAGCCCCCUGCCUCGUCCGGCCAGCCCGCCAGAGAGGAUGCCAAACCCCCGAGCCAGCCUGCCCCGGCCACGGCAGCUGUGGACCCUCACGCGCUGGGGAAGUAGCGAAUAUCGAGCUGCUGCUUCCUGCCGGGCGAGGGGGGUUGGCGGGGAGCUGGACCGGGGAGGGGAGGAGUGAGUGAGUGAGUGAGUGAGGCUGGGGGUGGGCAGGACGGAGCAACGAGGCGGGUGCCUGCGAACCGAAUCGAAUCGAAUCGGCUGCUUGGGGGAACCCUUCAACGCACUCGCGGCUGGACAAGACUCUCCACGCCGAAGCUGCCUCUGCUUGCUGUACGUCGCCGGCCGGAGCCAGACCCCCACACUUUCAUGUCUUAGCUUCUUUCUUUUUUUCCGGGUGGGUUGGGAAGAGGGGGAGAGGUGUUUUUUGUUUUUUUUUUUUCCUUUUUUAUUCUAUAUAUAUAUCAAGUUUUAAAUUAUUGAUCGAGGCUCGUCGGGAUGGAUUGCCACUGCUCAGCUCCACGCGCCCCUUCCCGAGCCCCGCCCCUGCCUCCGGCCACCCUUCAGCCUGGAGGAGUGAGAUUUCCACCUGCCCCCCAGAGCAAUCUCUAGCUCUUCUGGGCUGGCUGCGACCCCGUGGAGCCCUGUCACCGGGAGCAGGUCGGCGCCUACCCCUUCCGGGGCUGCAGUGGAUCCGGAGCAUCACCCCCGGGGUCGACCUCUCCUCCCCCCACAAUUUGCCCUUCCACCACAGACACUUGGAAGUCAACCAAAGGAGCUUUGCCAAGUGAAGGCUGCCUCCCUCCGAGCUCGGCCGAUGCCUUCCACGCCCGGACUGCAGGCAGGGGGGCCGGGAACGCUGCACGGAGCCCCCUCCCAAACCGCCACCGGGCAUGCACAGAGACGGGCCUGCGCCCGGGCGCUUUCUCUUCUUUUCGCUUGACGACUUGCACGUGGAAAAUCAACCAACCGGAGCCCCUGGACUGUGGGGACUCUUCUCCCUUUGCUGCUUCCUCGGAAAUAAUCGUUCAAAACAAACAAACAAACAAAAAAAAAAAGUUGCCUUAUGGUGGAGCUGGAACUCGGAGACCUGCCGGCUCCCCUUCCCGACGCCGGCCGGGACCCCCCUUCUUCCCCGCCUCCAGCCGAGAGACUCCUUGCGGGGCCCACGGGCAACACCCUGCAAUGCCACUUUUGUGGUCUCAGGGAACGUGGCAUCAGGCUCACGGACGACCUGGCCCCAUUGCAGCCCGGCUGUGGGCCCCGCUCCCGGCAGAGGCAGCGUCCUCCAAGACUUGUGCUAUUACGUAGUGGAUGCUGAUACAUGUAUAUACUGUUGUAGUGCCCUCCCUGCUGUCGCCUCGCUCAGACUCACAGGGUCACUGCCGUUGUCUUUCCCCUCCCGCCAGCCCCCUAAGCAGGGGCAUCUCAGUCUGUUACACUCAUGCUGGGAGGGAGGGCACUGGGAGAUGCAGCCGUGGCAGGCGAAGGACUGAUUUCUCACUCGAGGAGAGACGCAAAAGCCCCUGGAGCAGGUGACCGGUGCCGCGCAUGCUGGGCACAGGUAGGGUUGUACUGAAGGUGGGUCUGGAAGGUAGCUCCUUGGUUUCUCCUGCAGGUUUCCCUAGGUGCACAGGGAUUGUCUACUCGCCCAUCCUCUCCAGGGUUUGGGUCUGUGCGGUCCAGCCGGGCAAGGCCAGCGGGGCCGCUGUGCGCUAGCCUGAAUGCAGCAGAAAAAGGCUGAAGAGCAAAGCUGUUCAGGGGUCUUGGACCAAGUGGCUGAGCCUGCCAGUGGGGCGGUAGGAAUUGCCCCCAAGGCAAGCUGCAUGCAAGCUGGGAGACUCAGGCUUCUGGUGCAAAGGUGGAAGUGGCUUCCCCUGGUGCCGCGUGCAGGGGAGAUGCUUACGUGACCCCAGGCUCUGCCUCCAUCCGUGAGGGCCAGGGCUCUGCUGUCGGGCGUGUGCCCCGUGCGCUGUCCUUGCAAAGCACAGGAGGCCGCUCAGUGAGCGGGUACUAGGAAGCCCUGGGUCUGGAUGGUGCAGUGUACACCGCCAGCCAGCCACCACCUACCCAUUUUCAGUGUUUUAAGAGGGUAACUGUUCUCCUCCCACAUGUUCCACGGUUGGGGUGCUGCAGUCUGUGCGGGGUUUGAGUCUACUGCUGCUUUGUAUGGAGGGAUGUGAGGUUCGCAGGGAAAAAUCACUGGAGCCCAGAGCAGAGCUGGUCCCGGUGUGCUGGGCACAGGCUCCUGAACAGCUGAGGGUUUGCUUGUGGGUGUUGCAUAGCAGGAGGUGGCCACGAGCAGCCCGUGGACCGUGCUCAGCAAAAGAUGCCGCUCAGACUGGCGAGGUGCUGCUUUUGCGAGGGAGCCGAGGGGCUAGCAACCCCUCAGCUCACACCCUGGCUCUGCCGAAACGCCAGCCUGCAAUCGGUACCGCUUGAGGGCCUGGCGUCCGUGCACAAGCCUCCUCCCCGGGCUUUGUCUGGGGCAGCAGGGCAUCCCCGUGUGGGGCCUGGUUUCAAACCUCAUCUUAAAUCCUGGAGGAUUGGAGCCGGGUGGGGAGGGUGAACCUGGAGCAGCGUGACGGGGCUGGUGGGAGGUUGUCUGGAAGGUCACGCAUUCUCCUGCCACCCAAGCGUCUGCCUCGUUGCAACCAAGCAGAUGGGAAAUGAGGAGCCGGUCCACUUCGGCCACUGUUGCUGGUGGGCGGUAGGGCCAGAGACGGUCCAGGGGACCCAGAAAUCCAAGCUGAUUGCUUUUGAGGUUAAGAGUUUGUUGGCUUUUUUAAUCUGCCAGGUUCAGACCCUCUCAGAUUUCAGCCCAGAGCAUCAUCCUCUCCCCACUGAGUCAGCGAGUGGUCACGCAAAUCGGCGUGGGUGGGUGACCAGAAGCGAGGUCCCAGCCACGGCACCGCAGCCCAGAUCCACAGGCUGUUGAGGAAUAGAUGGCUGUUGAAUCGGGUAUUGAUGGGCUGUGUCUCGCGUUGCUACAGAAGAGACUAGUGGAGGCAGGGGAGAGGUGGAUGUAACUGGUAGAAAGAGGUGGCCGCGUUGCCUCCUGCAGACUGUAAUAAGCCGCGGCCGUCAAGCCCUGUUCUACCCGCUGCUCGAAAACCAGCGUCUGCAUUAAGAGGAGGGCGAUGGGGUGGCCUGAGCUGGUCUCCAACACCAUGCCUAGUUGGUUGUGGCCAGUGUUUGCUGACCUGGGAGGGGUCUCCCGUCCUCCGUGGCGUGCACGUGAGAUGGGACGGUUCUGCAGGCGCGCCCGUCCCACCACGCUAUAUAACGAUGUAUAUAGAGGAGAUGGCACGUGCCUCGGAGGAGAGAGGGGUGCUGCUUUAGGAGAGGGAGCAGCAGCGAGGCUUCCCCGGGAAGGAGCGUGGCCCUGCUCCUAGCACGGGGCGGUCCGUCGCGACCCUCCUGCUGCGCUCGGGCUGUUUCUGAGGGGUCUGCGCCUGUGCGGUUCCACAGCUUGGAUUCCUGCGUCCCAUGGCCCCUGGCUCAGCAGCAGCCGUUGCCUCCUGUCUUUGGGCAGGCCCGAGCUGAGGUUGACCCAAGGAAACUUUGCAAAGCAGAAGCCGGCCGUCCUCCCAGCCGCCCGGGGAGAGCGGUUGGCUGGUGCCGUUCCCCACGGGGUUUUGUCUGGGUGCAUAAGAUCAGACGCGUCUCCUGUCUGGGGCCCGGUGCAUCGAAUGCCAUUCUCAUAAAUGCUGGCAGUCGUGACGGGGUCCAGACCCGGUGGCUCGGGGCCCGUCUGUCGCCCCUCUGCUUCCCCGCGGGGGGGGGGGCUCAUCACCUGUAACCAUUGGAUUCCGUAGCCCCUCGUUUGCUUCUCGGUCGACCGUACUGUAACAAAAGGCAUCCGAUGCCUUUUUGCACCACCCCUGCCGUACUCCUGCGCACGUGCGACGCCGCAGAGGGGAGCCUUUCCGCUGUUAACGCCUCUCGGAUAUUUGGUUUCGUUUUCUCAAGCCACCACACAAACCCCGCCCGUGAAGACCUGUACGUGUCGCAGAUUGUGUGUGCAACGCGCUCUUUCCUCUGUGCAUCUCUUCUCCGAGACUUUGGUUUUGUCCGUAGCUCACUUCUUCCAAUCACCGCUAGGCUCUUCAUAGGGAGAGGGUUGCUACACGUGAUGGGAAACGCCUCGCUGGCUCCGUUGAGUUUUUGUUUCUGAUCCCUGUAACGCAAAAUGAAUUGGUUUUGUUUUGUUUUUGGAAACGCAUUUCAUCUCAGUGAUGUGGAUCGGGUGGAGUGACAUACGUGUUUUGUUUUUGUUUUUAAUCCUAGAGGCAAUGUUUCAAAGCGUAGUUUACAUCUUCACUUUCUGAAGACACUUGAACAUAGGACCGAUGUAUCUGUGACAAGCACACCCUGGUGUUGGAAGCUCCCGAGGGGUGGGAAAAGGGCACGGGCUCAAGCCCCUCCGCUGUCCGCUUUCGUAGCCCUUUCCGUGUCCGGUCGGGCGCGCUCUGGUGAACCUCCCCUUUCCUCAGCGCUACAUUCCCACUUUGCACCACCCCAGAGCAUCAGUCUGGUACAGCAUAUUGGCUUGUGCCAACGCCAUCCUUCGUGGGAGGGCAGUUGGCGUUGCUUCUUCCAUUGGAGCCCUCCCGACGUAGCAUUGUGUGCCUAUGGAGAAGGGCAGCCGACCUCUCCCGUUCCUUAGCCCCUCGUUUUGCUCCCCGGAGAAAGGUCCUGCACUUAGGGUGGCAAUCCCCAUGCCAAGCCACUGUGACUGGGACGCUGAGCUCGACUUGGGGAGGGUUGGAGUCGGGGGGGGGGGUCUCUUCCAUUUUUCCCCCCAUGCCAGGUCUUGCUCUGAGCUGCCCUAGGCUGAGCAGAGAAGAACCUGCCUUUCAGAUGGGUUGCUUUUUGUGUCCGUGCGCUCAGACUCGGUUAGGACAAAAGGGGAUAUUAGUUUGACCUGCCUGCCCUUCUCCAAGGGGCUUUGUGGACAUCCCAACCUCAGCCCUCCGCUCCCGAAAACAAAAAGAAACGCGUGAGCAACCUUCUUCCGCUGCAUUUUAUUGUAGAGACAAAUUUAAAAUGACGCAUCGCAGACCACGUAUCACCGGGGAGGGAAAAAUCUUGUUAAUAUAGCCCACUGUACAUGAUCCAUCUUCUGUUGAUAGUACAUAAUCUUGACCCAUGUGCUAGAAUCAUUACCCCAGUUAAAAAGGAAAAGAGAAAAAAAAAAUGUAAAAUACUUGAAUGAGAGCUUGUAUUAUAACAUUAAUAUUAUUCAGAGUAUCUGCUUUCUAGGCUGAUGUGAUUCAUUAUUCUAGUAAUGCUUUAGUCCUUUGUAAUUUGUGGUAAUUAUGCUUUUUCCUUUUUAAUACAAAAAAUGUAUAAAAAUAAAAACUUCAAAAGGCCAUGGAGCUUGGGCUCUUAAU